Molecule: messenger RNA, 663 nt
Organism: Ectocarpus siliculosus
Lineage: Eukaryota; Phaeophyceae; Ectocarpales; Ectocarpaceae
Source: the annotation of a GenBank genome assembly
AUGCAGGUCUCCUGUGAGCUUGAGCUUCCCGGAAACUGUCGCCGGGCGUAUGAGCCUUUGGAUGUCCUGACGGAGCUGCCUUUCCUGCUGGCCUUUGCUCUGGGCCAGGCGUUCUUGUGCGACAUUCUGGACUCAGAAAGGUUCCAUAGCCUUUCCAAGCAGUGGUACCUUCCUGUGGUCGUAGUUGGGAGCGGAAUCACCACCUCCGCCCUGAUGAAGAACGACGGUUUCGUGGACACCCACGAGUCCGAAGACGGCAUGACCACCGCGGUCAACGUAGUCUCCACGCUUCUCGUAAUCGCCGUCGGCUUGGCGUUCGUCUACCAUUUCUUCGUCGCCUGGAAGACUCUUCCGGGGGCAGUUAUGAUCUCCGGGGGAGUAGCCGCUCCCGAGGAUGCAACCGCUCCAGUACGGUCCGGAAACCGAUUCGCCCAGUACAUGGCCACCGCGGUCCUCGUAGCGGCGUUCGUCGCACUCUACGCAGCGUUCGCCCACCGAAGGGGGGACAAUUGGAACUACCACUACAUCCUCCUGGCGUGGGUUAUGUCGCUUAUCGCUAGCUUCGACGACCCUUUCAGCGUGGUGUGGCUAGGGGUAACCACCGGUGCGUUCCUUCAAGGCGUGGGCGCGUACUCCUUCCAGUUCUUGUUCCGUUCUGACUAG